ACUCAACGAGAGAAUAAUUUGCAGACGCACCAAAAAGGAAAAAGAAAAAAAACGAAGUAGAAGUAGAAGAAGAAGAAGCUUUUCUUCGAAGCGAAUUGCCCGCGACGUCGACAAUCGGUGGCGGACGAAAUUGAACCCUAAGAACGUUUUUCGAUGAUGGUACGAACCUGACGGUGCCUUCGUCGUUUCUAUGAUCCCGAACCCGAAUUGACCCGAAAUUCAAUUCUUAGAUAAGUUGCUUGGCGGGGAAUUCACCUUCAUUGGUGAAAAUUUGGAGGAAUUUUAGGGUUAUUUGGUGGUAAAAAUGAAGACUAUGGAGACCAUACAGGAUCUGAUCGACGAGGCUAAGCUUCGAACGAUUUGGUGGGCUCUGUGUAUUUUCGGUGUUUCGUAUUUUCUGUCUCAUACGAGUAAGUCAAUGUGGAUGAAUUUGCCAAUGUCAAUUCUUUUGGUUUGCGCAUUAAGGAUUCUUUUAAAUGAGGUGGAAUUUCGCCGGAAAGUUAAACAAGUUUGCCCGCAAACAUAUCUCUCUCAUUUGGAGAAGAAACAGUUGUCUGUAAAUGAUUCACGCCUUUCCACUGCACCUACCCCUACAAAAUGGAAAAGGAAAAUUGACUCUCCGGUUGUAGAGGCUGCAAUUGGUGAUUUUAUUGACAAAAUUUUGAAGGACUUUGUCGUAGAUUUAUGGUACGCGGAGAUAACACCAGACAAAGAGUUUCCUGAGCAAAUACGUUCUAUAAUAUCGUAUGUCCUUGGUGAAAUAUCUGGAAGGGUCAAGGAGAUCAAUCUUGUUGACUUGCUAACACGGGAUAUAGUUGAUCUAGUGGGAGACCACUUAGACCUGUUUAGAAGAAACCAAGCUGUCAUAGGAGUCGAUGUAAUGGGAACAUUGUCUUCAGAUGAGAGAGAUGAAAGGUUAAAACACCAUCUAAUGGCUUCUAAGGAGCUUCAUCCUGCACUGGUAUCACCUGAGAGUGAGUACAAGGUUCUUCAGCGGUUAAUGGCUGGACUGUUGACUGUGGUGCUAAGACCACGCGAAGCUCAGUCUCCUGUAAUUCGAUCUAUUGCACGAGAACUUUUAACCUGCUUGGUAAUGCUACCUGUUAUGAAUUUUGCAAGCCCUGGGUAUAUCAAUGAGUUGAUUGAAUAUGUUUUGCUUGCUAUGAAAGAUGAUAAUACUAAGGACUUGUGUGGUGAUCAGUCAACUUUGGGGAUCCCACAUGAUCAUGAUUCUGGAUCAAGGAAGAAUCCGUCUGUCAAUCAGGGGACUAAUACAGCAUUGGUUAAAAAUUACGAUCAGACAGAAGCUUCCUCAGAUUAUAAUAGAUCCCAGGAAGAGCCUUUGCAGCCACGUCCAGCUGAUUGGGCACGAAUACUGGAGGCGGCAACACAGAGAAGAACUGAAGUUCUUGCUCCUGAAAAUCUUGAAAACAUGUGGACAAAAGGAAGGAACUACAAAAAGAAGGAGAACAAGAAUUUCAAAAGAGGAGUUCAGAAUCCUACAGCAAAGGGUUUUGGAUUAGAUAGUUCUGUUCCUACUAAAAAUUUAGGAAAAGAAUUGUUGGCUGACAAACCAGUAGUUUCCACAGUAAUUGAAGAGGAAACUAUUCUGAGGCUAACAUAUGGAACAAGUUCCAAUACGCAGUUAAGAGAUGGAAAUAAUAAUGAGACACAAUGCUCUGAAGACGUUAUUGUGGAAUCUUUUAUUGAGGGAACGCAUCCUGUACAUGAAUCAGAGAGUAAUUUUAAUGUGGCUGCAAGUGGAAAUAAAAGUCAGCUUAAGAGAUCUAAUAGCACUUCGGCUUUGAAAAUUGAACCUGAUUCAAAAAAGGCCUUUACAGAAGGUGGAGGGUCUAUCAUUUCUGAGUUUUAUAGCACUGAUUUUGGUAGACGUAGGGAACAGUUUAGUGGUAAGAGUGUUUCAGAUAUAGUGGUUACCAGAGUGGGACAACACAUUCCCAAGCUCCGGUGUCGGGUGAUGGGAGCUUAUUUUGAAAAAAUUGGUUCAAAGUCCUUUGCAGUUUAUUCAAUUGCAGUGACAGAUGCAGAAAGCAGAACUUGGUUUGUGAAAAGAAGAUAUAGAAAUUUUGAGAGAUUACACCGACAACUUAAAGACAUUCCUAAUUAUACAUUACAUUUACCCCCAAAAAGAAUAUUCUCAUCAAGCACAGAGGACUCUUUUGUACAUCAGAGAUGCAUUCAGCUUGACAAAUAUCUGCAAGAUCUCUUGUCAAUUGCCAAUGUUGCCGAACAACAUGAAGUGUGGGAUUUUUUAAGUGUUUCAUCCAAGAAUUACUCUUUUGGAAAAUCUUCCUCAGUGAUCAGAACCUUAGCAGUAAAUGUGGAUGAUGCUGUUGAUGAUAUUGUACGCCAGUUUAGAGGCGUUUCGGAUGGCCUAAUGCGUAAAGUUGUUGGUCCCACUUCUCCCCCUUAUGAAGUCUUGUCUUCAAUCUCCACUCAGAAUUUGUCAUGGAGUUCAGAGGAGGUAAGUAAACAUAUUUCUAGGCAAGAUACAGCAGAAACCACAAAUAGCUUUUCAGACAAUGAAGAAGUGGACAAUGGUAGAAGUCAUGGCAUUGAGGAAGCCCAAUCUAGUGCAUGUGGAAAUGGGUGGCAUUCAGAUAAUGAAUUGAACUCCAAGGGUUAUCCACCUCGAGUGAUAAAACAACCAAUGAAAUUAGAUUCAGAAAAGAAACAUGAAUUUAUUGCAAAAUCUGAUACUGUUCAAGGCGGACUUUCUGAACCAAAACUUCCAGUGUUGCCUGAUGGUACAGUGGAUCCAGUUGGAAUGCCACCUGAGUGGACACCACCUAAUGUGAGUGUACCCUUGUUGAAUCUAGUAGAUAAGAUAUUUCAGCUUAAAAGAAGAGGCUGGCUAAGAAGACAGGUCUUUUGGAUAUCUAAACAAAUAUUACAGUUAGUAAUGGAGGAUGCUAUUGAUGACUGGCUCUUGAGACAAAUUCAUUGGCUUCGGAGAGAUGAUAUAAUUGCUGAAGGGAUUCGGUGGGUUCAAGAUGUUUUAUGGCCUGAUGGGACAUUCUUUCUUAAAGUAGGAAAUGGACGGGACAAAGAGGAGAAUGCUGAAUCUGAUUUAAAAUGUUUUCAAAAUAUAAACCAAAUUGGCACCAGUAAGGUCUCUAAACCUGGAUCGUUUGAGGCUCAACUUGAAGCUGCUCGCAGAGCAAGUGACGUGAAGAAAAUGCUCUUUGAUGGAGCACCCACAACAUUAGUGAGCUUGAUUGGACAUAAACAGUACAGGCGUUGUGCAAAAGACAUCUAUUAUUUCACACAGUCUACUGUCUGUGUGAAGCAACUUGGCUAUGCCAUCCUUGAACUAUCAUUGGUAUCGGUUUUCCCAGAGUUGCGAAAUCUUGUACUAGAUGUGCAUGAGAAGAUGAGUGUGCAUCAACCAGUAUAGGAAGGUAAAUAGUCUGUUUCCAUCAGUCCUGAUAGAGUGGCUGGAUAUCUUCUGGAUGAGAUAUUUUGGUUGAUAGGAAAAAUCAUCAAGUGUGGUUUUGGUGGCAUUUUGUGUAAUAUUCAUUUCGUAGAUGGUAGAAAAUAUGUUUUUGGAAACAUGCUAUGAAGUGGUAGAGGAUAGGUUUGUUUUGCCUCAUUUUUAACUGUACAGAUUUAGAUUUUUGUAGGCGUGUACAGAAGUUUGUAUAUUUCAUUUGCAAAUUUAUUGAUUUCUUCUAUAGUUUUGGUUUGGAA
Molecule: messenger RNA, 3711 nt
Organism: Humulus lupulus (European hop)
Lineage: Eukaryota; Viridiplantae; Streptophyta; Magnoliopsida; Rosales; Cannabaceae
Exons: 15
Coding region: 305-3418 (1037 amino acids)
Molecular function (GO): phosphatidylinositol binding
Source: RefSeq, a predicted model, not a curated record